Molecule: messenger RNA, 2019 nt
Organism: Vitis vinifera (wine grape)
Lineage: Eukaryota; Viridiplantae; Streptophyta; Magnoliopsida; Vitales; Vitaceae
Exons: 4
Coding region: 860-1579 (239 amino acids)
Cellular component (GO): mitochondrial matrix
Source: RefSeq, a predicted model, not a curated record
GCAGGAUGUAUACAAGCAAUAAAUAAAUUAAUAAUAAAAUAAAAAUACCAACAAUUCAAUAACUUAACAAAUGCAAUCUCUGAAAACCAACCACCACUAUCAUGAAUUGAGAAAGAAGGUUGUCGAGCCGUUUUUCUCUUCCCCAGAGCUGCCCUCCUGUCAAUCCCGUAACAAAAGAAAGGCCUCAGCCCGUAACAAAACUAAAGCAAAUAGCAAGCCCAAAGUAGCAAUCCAUAAGGCCCAAUAUCAAGCAAUAACCCAAAUCAACGAGGUCCAAAUGAAACUCUAAUCAAACAAAUACAACUAGGCCCAAGCACUUCUGCUUGAAUCAAAAUGUAGGCUCGAACCUCAAAAUCAACCAAAUGCAAAAUGCAAAGCCCACAAGCAAAAUCCAAAUCCUCAAAAUUAACAUCUGAAAAUCGAAAAGAAUUUUACCUUGUUUGAAGAACGCUAAGAUGAAAGAGUGAAGGGAACUGCUGCGAAGAGUGGUAGAACCUGUGAAGGUGGAGGGGGAAAAGAGAGAGAGAAGAGAGAAAAAGAAAAGAAAGAAAAGGGAAGGAGAAGAAAAUGGGGGAGCGAGGAGGAGUGGGGGUUGCCCAUGAAGAAGAGAAAAAUAGGAGAAAAAGCAGGAAAGGAAAAAAGGAAAGUAAUAAAAAAUAAAAUAAAAAUAAAAUGGGCAAAUUUAUUGCAAACAAGACCUUAAUUUUAUCUUACAAAAAAAGAAGGGGAAAAAAAAAAGUAGGGGAGGGAGGGGAGGAAGACGGGGAGAAUUUCACAUUUCAGUAUUGAAAUGUUCCACGCUUGAUACAAACGGGAGAUUCUAAAACCCUCCUAAAACCCUCCUAUACAAUACUGGGCAAUGGCCAUGGCCCGAAUAAUUCGACCCUUGCGAAGAGCACUGAUUUCUUCUUCCAAAUCCGUAACUCAGAAAAACCCUAACCCUCUCCAUCUUCAAAGCCCCAUUUCCAUCUUCACUACACGAAGCUACAUCUCCGAAAUGCGCAAAUCGGCCUUCGAAGGCAACAUCCUCAGACUUCUACGCAGCGAAAUCGAAUACGAGCUCGAGCAUUUUACUCCUAAAGAGCUUGUUGUGGAAUACGAUUCAUUUGUUGUUGAGGAACGACCAGGAGAGCAGUGGAUUAGAUUGAAGAAAAAAUUUGGAGAGAAGGAAGAAAUUAAAAUUGAAGUCACCAUGUUUGAUGGGUCUAUUCCUGUUGAGAAAUCCCCUGAUGGUAUUCGCAUUGGACAAGAGGUGGAGCUUCAUAUUACUUUGAUUGUCAAUAUUUCUAAAGGGGAAGGCAGUGAUGUCUUGGAGUUUGUGUGCUCAGCAUGGCCGCAGAGUGUAGAGAUUGUGAAUGUUCUUGUGCACGGGAAAGAUGGGAGGCCUAAUCAGCUCUACAUGAGUCCUAAAUUCAAGGAUUUGGAUGAUGAGCUGCAGGAAUCACUCUAUGAAUUCUUGGAAACAAGGGGUAUAGAUGAUGAUCUUGCCAUUUUUGUGCAUGAAUAUAUGAAGAACAAAGAUAAAACUGAGUUUAUUCGAUGGAUGGGAACUGUCAAGUCUUUUAUAGAACAGAAAUAAAGGGCUUAGUUCUACCAAAUUUUGGCCAAGAUUGGUUGAUAGAUCAUAUGUGCACUGAUUACUUUAAGGUAGCUUGAUAUUCAUUAUUGUUUUUUGGGGCUCAUAUUCAUAUUUCUUUAUCUAUUCCAAGAAGGAGAAGAUUCAAGUGAACAAGAUAUGUAAGCUGAAGGAUCUUAAAUGUCUUUGGAGCUUCCAGUGAUAUUACUGAAAUCUCUUAAAACCCUGCCAACCCAUGCACUUGGAACAGCAGAAAUUUGCUGGCCCACUGUAGGCAGGUUGAAGUCUUCUCAUAUGCCCAUGAAUAACUUUUAGGUCUCUUCACUCUUCGGUACUAAGGUUGUGCUGCUUCAACCUCACAAAAACCAGCAUUUAGUUUUCUCUUUGUUUGUUUUUGCAUGGCUGUAUGAGGAAAGAAUAGAGUUUGUAGAAAAUUGUGUUUA